Molecule: messenger RNA, 309 nt
Organism: Opisthorchis viverrini
Lineage: Eukaryota; Metazoa; Platyhelminthes; Trematoda; Opisthorchiida; Opisthorchiidae
Exons: 3
Coding region: 1-309 (102 amino acids)
Source: RefSeq, a predicted model, not a curated record
AUGACUCAUUCUAUGAGAAGCAUCAUAUUCUGGGCCUGCAAUCAAAUCUCAUCACAACUGUGGGUCCGUAUAUCGGCCACCUGUAGCACCCUUUCGAUGUCUAACUGCCAGCCACCCGAAGGAAAAACGAGGGCCGGGAUACUGCCAGGUUGCCCAAGCCUAGACAGGGAAAGUCGAGAUGCAGAGGUCGGGUUCGAACCACGGUCCUUCCAGACAGCUGCUUUUGUGCAAGAAUUUUCUCCGUUCGGACGUAAAACCUCAAAUGAACUUUCUGACGCUUUCAACUCGUUCAUGAAAAAGAGACGGUAA